ACAUGAUUUUGCGUGUUUGCAAAUCAAAACAAAAUAAUAAACAAAAAUCAAUUAUAUUUAGAUUAAUUAUGUCCCCACUAAUUAAAUUUAUUAAUAAAAUUGUGUAAGUUUAGUUCGUGGUACGUAUUGUGUAAAUUAGUAUUGAUUUUCCAAACUUUCUAAUUUUCUCUGAUGUCGAGAACUAUACAAACUGUUACAAAAUGGUUGCCAUUAGAUGUUAAAGAAUCUGAAGACAUUUUCCAGGACUGCAAAAAUUUGAAAAAAACAUCGACAAAUUUGUUACUUCGCAUUUGUGUCCUUUUGGAAAAUCUGAAGAAAAAAUCUAGUUCAAAAAUUCACCAUAAUUGUAUGCAAAACGAGUUAAAUAUCCAAGAAUUAGAAAAUAUUCAUUCAACAAUGGAUGGUAUGGUCGAACAUUACAAUCAAUUAUUUCAGAAAUUUAACUUUGAAAGCGCUUUCUUAAUUACUAUGAAAAGAGUAAAAUUGUGGAAGGAAAUUCUAUGGAAAGUUAAAUUAAAAAUUUGCUAUCUUAUACAAGAGCUUAUCAACGAAAUUACAUAUUUAUUCAUUUACUACGGCGAAAUCUUCUUAACUUUAACAUUAAGAAUCUCAACCGCUUAUAAUAAUUUAUUUUCGCUCGACGCUAAAUACGGACUAAAGAAAAACACCAGUAUUUGUAAUAACACGUGUCCUUAUCUCUUCUUCCCUCUUCGAAAAAUAUCAGUGACACGUCUUCUUCAAAUAAUUGCAAACAAUAGAGCCGAACUCUGCUGUCACAAAUUAAUCGAUUGUUUACUUGCUACUUACAAGUCUUAUGACAACAGUGAUGAUGAUAACAGUUCAGAUAACUCGAGUUUUGAAAUUUAUCGAGCUUUAACCAAGCAUAUGUCACCCCCAGACCCGGAAACACCAACAAAAACAAAAAUAACAAACUUCGAAAAUGACAAUGAGAAUUUUCUAAGCAUCGAGGAACUGAUUUCAUAUGAAGAAAAAAACGUUUUGGAUUUACUAGACAUGAUUUUGAAAAUAUCCCCUUCCAUGUUAGGGAGUGACGGGGUGAAAAAAUCGAAAAGUACAGGCGGGAGUAAAAUCAAGUCUAAAGCUCGGGAGAAAGUCUUGGAUUAUUAUGAACAAAUUUUGUGGGGGGAGGUUGGCAAUUUCCUUGAACAUAUAAUUUUGUGGUGGGCUUCGAGCCCGCUGAGUGCGCGCCCCCCUCACAGUAGCCAACAUUUACGCGAGUGGAUCAUCCAGUUUAUCCCCAUUGCUGACGUCCCAAGGGUUGUUUUAUCCGCAUUGACGAGUCUUGCAGACGCUUUGGGUGUCCACGUGACUCUGACGUCAUGGGAUCAGCAUUUCCGGUUGGCUCUAGUCGCAUCCAAAUCCAUGGGGAAUCCUGACACAGGCAAACUCUUUUGCUCUGUGUUACAAGAUUUGGUUACUUUGGUGAACCAGUGCGAGGUUACCCCUGAUUGGAUCAUUGGAGCACCAUUAGAAGAGUUGUCUUUGGUUGAGCAAAUUCCCGUUUUGCAUCGCUUGGAUCACUCGGUUCAUACAACCAGGCUUUGGGCCGCGAGUGAGACUAAAAAAAUUGCAAAUAAUUGGAAUGUUGAUGCUUUCUUUAUGAUCACUCACACGGAUAUCGUGAGCUGUUUGGGGCAGUUGAGUGGAUUGAGGCUGGCCGAUCAUGGAAAUGACAUUGAGAAGGGGGGUCUGGGGGUCCAUGUCCAAGUUUGUGCCUUGAUGAGGGCCAAACUGGUCUCAGAAGUCAAUGAGAACAUAAAAAAAAUGAAGGAAACUCCAAAUGAGUGUGUCAAAGGCUUGGCCAGUGUUUGCAGGACCAUCAGUUUGGCCAACCUACAGAUGAUUUUUCCGGAAAAUUCCUACUGGAAAAGGGUUGCGAUUCAAGCACCGGAAAAGCCGAGCCCUUAUGUUGAUAAAUAUUUAGACCGAAUUCUAACACCAAUCCUAAUUGCAACAGACGAUCAUGUGAUUAGUAACAUGAUUUUACAAAUUAUGUGCGAAGCAUGGCUUGAUCACAUUUAUAUGAAUAAAAUCAAGUUUUCGCAAUUUGGCGCUUGUCAACUGCUUUGCGAUUUUGGUUAUAUUGAAACUUGGUUGAUGAAUUGUUCGGUUAUGAGUCAGUCUAUGAGGAAAAAAAUGAUCAAAAAUGAAGUACUGAGACGGUGCGAAGGAGUUGGGAGGUUGUUACUGCGAUGUCCGGGAGAACAAAUUAAAAUGGUGGAUAAAAACAAGAAAAUAAAGCCCACAAAUUCGCCUCCUGCCGAGAAAAAUGAGCAAAUGCCGGCCGAGAUGUACGUCCCUAAUCAGGAACAAUGGCUCGAACUUCGCGUUAUAAAGAAGAGAAACCUCUUUUCUACUUCCUUAUGUUGUGGAAAAUUGUAA
Messenger RNA from Tribolium madens (black flour beetle), 2403 nucleotides. RefSeq lists its product as uncharacterized. The record is from RefSeq and is a predicted model, not a curated record. The coding region runs from base 172 to 2403 and encodes 743 amino acids. The transcript is spliced from 6 exons. NCBI's taxonomy places the organism in Eukaryota, Metazoa, Arthropoda, Insecta, Coleoptera, Tenebrionidae.